AUGUCCUUCUUCCAGCCGCACGCUCCCAAAGCAGCCCAGAAACAUAAGGUGGACCCGGAAAACCAGCCAUGGAUUGAGAAAUACCGACCGAAAACCAUCGACGAUGUAUCUGCGCAGGAGCACACCGUGGCCGUCUUGCGCAAGACACUCACAUCAACAAAUUUGCCUCACAUGCUAUUCUAUGGCCCUCCGGGCACCGGCAAGACUUCCACAAUCCUAGCAUUGGCGCGACAACUCUUCGGCCCAGAAAAUUUCCGCUCGCGAGUUCUGGAACUCAACGCCUCCGACGAACGCGGCAUCAGCAUCGUCCGCGAGAAAGUCAAGAACUUUGCGCGGCAGACACCACGGGCACAAGUGGUUGCAUCCGACGGCAAAACGUAUCCAUGUCCGCCAUACAAGAUUAUCAUUCUCGACGAGGCAGACUCCAUGACACAGGACGCUCAAGGUGCUCUGCGGCGGAUUAUGGAGACGUAUGCCAGGAUUACACGGUUCUGUCUUGUAUGCAACUAUGUCACCAGAAUAAUUGAACCGCUCGCCUCUCGCUGCUCCAAAUUCCGCUUCAAGCCCCUCGACCCAUCCUCGACUUCGAACCGCCUCUCACACAUCGCUACUGCCGAAAAGGUGCCGGUGACUGACGAGGUCAUCUCCGCACUCAUCAACACAUCCAACGGCGACCUGCGCCGCUCCAUCACCUACCUCCAGUCCGCCUCGCGUCUCGCCAUGUCGAGCGACCCUCCCACCGAGAUCACGCCCAGCGAUAUCCAGGAGAUCGCUGGGGUGGUGCCUAACCACGUUAUACACGACUUCGCCGCCACGCUGGGCGUCGAAGUCGUUUCGCCCGACGCGAUGAACGUCGACGACGGUGCGAAGGCAAAACGGAAGGGCUUCGAUGAGGUGCGGAAGAACGUGAAGGGGCUCAUCCGGGAGGGCUAUUCUGCCUCUCAGAUACUUUCACAGUUACACGACCUCGUCAUCGAACAUCCAACUCUCACGGCUCAGCAGAAGGCUCGUUGCGCUUUGGCAUUCGCAGAAGCGGACAAAGCACUCUGUGACGGUGCCGACGAGGAACUAUGGAUCCUAGAAGUCGGCUUGCGCGUGUUCAAAGCACUUUCAUGA
Sparassis crispa is the source of this 1116-nucleotide messenger RNA. RefSeq names its product Replication factor C subunit 2. The coding region runs from base 1 to 1116 and encodes 371 amino acids. Gene Ontology annotation, cellular component: DNA replication factor C complex; nucleus. The record is from RefSeq and is a predicted model, not a curated record. Gene Ontology annotation, biological process: DNA-templated DNA replication; DNA repair. Lineage: Eukaryota; Fungi; Basidiomycota; Agaricomycetes; Polyporales; Sparassidaceae. The transcript has 6 exons. Gene Ontology annotation, molecular function: DNA clamp loader activity; ATP binding; ATP hydrolysis activity.